AUGAAUCUAUCCAAAGCCUACCUUCUCGCCUACAACGCCCUCGGCGCCAUCCUCUGGCUCCGCAUCCUGCUCACCCUCCUCCCCUUCCUUCCCCUCCUCCAACCCUCUCUAUCUCUAUCUCCAUCCCCCUCCACUCUCACCUCCAUCUACACCACUCUCGAGCCCCAAGCACGAUGGGCCCAAACUCUCGCUGUAGCUGACAUUCUACACGCCGCGGCGGGUAUCACGCGCGCCCCCGUCUUCACCACCUUUACGCAGGUCUUCGCGCGCUCCGUCCAAGUCUGGGCCAUCAAUUACGGCUUUCCGGAUGUGACGGCCUCGUCGCCCGCGUAUGCCUGUAUGCUACUGGCCUGGUCGGCUGCUGAUACGGUGCGAUACUCCCUCUUCAUUGUCCUCUACCCCAUCGGCAUAGCCAGUGAAUGGUGGCUCAUGUACAAGGCAACCACGACGACAGAGAGCGUCGCCGUGUUUGGAAUCUUUUGUUUCUUUUUGGGACUUUAUGGGCCCGGGUCUGUUAUGAUGUAUUCGUAUAUGAUCAAACAGAGGAGGAAGGUUCUUGCGUAG
Molecule: messenger RNA, 564 nt
Organism: Aspergillus affinis
Lineage: Eukaryota; Fungi; Ascomycota; Eurotiomycetes; Eurotiales; Aspergillaceae
Product: putative membrane protein
Exons: 4
Coding region: 1-564 (187 amino acids)
Biological process (GO): sphingolipid biosynthetic process; very long-chain fatty acid biosynthetic process; fatty acid elongation
Cellular component (GO): endoplasmic reticulum membrane
Molecular function (GO): 3-hydroxyacyl-CoA dehydratase activity
Source: RefSeq, a predicted model, not a curated record